This is a messenger RNA of Abrus precatorius (Indian licorice), 279 nucleotides long. RefSeq names its product cytochrome c oxidase subunit 5C-like. The transcript is spliced from 2 exons. The record is from RefSeq and is a predicted model, not a curated record. Lineage: Eukaryota; Viridiplantae; Streptophyta; Magnoliopsida; Fabales; Fabaceae. The coding region runs from base 61 to 255 and encodes 64 amino acids.
GUGAGGAACGGAUCCCGAGUCACAACCUCUGACUUGACAAGCUUAUAGACAGUGAAGCAAAUGGCUGGUCCUAGGAUUGCUCAUGCUACUUUGAAAGGACCAAGUGUUGUGAAGGAGAUAUGUAUUGGAAUAGUACUUGGCAUAGCUGCUGGCAGUGUCUGGAAGAUGCAUCACUGGAAUGAACAGAAAAAGGUCAGGACAUUUUAUGAUUUGCUGGAAAAAGGUGAGAUUAGUGUUAUUGCGGAGGAAAAAUAAAAAUGGUCAUGUUUUGAGGCUAGG